CUUUCCCUCUUAUUUCCAACUACCCAUCAAAGUUGGACUACAACGCCCAUUCUCUCCAACUACCAUUCUUCUUUUGAUUUGCUUUUUGCUUUUGCUUUCUCACCUCCCAGUCUUCUUAUUCUUCUUCUUCUUCUUUCCAAAGAAAAAAAUGUCCCCACCACAAAGACCCUCCUAGUCUUAGGUCUCCACGGCUCUUCUCUCCAAUCAAAUACUUAUUUAUUUACGCGCCUCCAUUUCCAAUUCCACCCCCACAGAUCAAAAGUUUCUUCUUAGCUUCAUUCAACACUCAAAAUUAUUUAUUAUUCCCUUUUUUCAAAGACUCAUGGCUGACUUGGAACACUCUACUUGUGAUCAUGUCUCCUCUGUGGACUCUAGAGCAGAGGACACCAGUCAAGACUCUAAGCCUAAAUUUUCAGAAGAUGAGGAAACCCUGAUCACUAGGAUGUAUAAUCUGGUUGGAGAGAGGUGGUCUCUCAUUGCUGGAAGAAUUCCAGGAAGAACUGCGGAGGAAAUUGAGAAGUAUUGGACUUCAAGACAUUCCGCAACCGAUCAAUGAAACGCCACAAAAUCUUUGGUGUGACUCAUCUAGAGCAAGAAAAUUUUGGAGUGUGGUUCAAUGCUUGAUUGAAUAGAAAGUGUUUAGUUUUUUCUGGGUAGUGGAUAUAUAAAUUGGUUACUCCACAUAGCCGUGAGGGAGUAUUGUCUUUUAAUACUUAUAGAAAGUGUUAGCAUGUUUGGUACGAUAUAAUGAAAUGAAAUGUGAAUACAAUGAGAGUAAGAAUGGAAUAUAAGGUUGAAUGGAAUGGAAUGUCAAUUUCCAUUCCACUGUUUGGUUGCCAACAUGGAAUAAUAUAGGAAUAUGAUGAUAAUUCUCAUUCAUAUGUUUGGUUAUGUUUAUUAAAAUCAUGGAAUAAAUUUUUAUUAUUUAUUUAUUUUUUUAA
Molecule: messenger RNA, 941 nt
Organism: Camellia sinensis
Lineage: Eukaryota; Viridiplantae; Streptophyta; Magnoliopsida; Ericales; Theaceae
Source: RefSeq, a predicted model, not a curated record